AUGGCGGAGCGAACGCCAGGAGGCUCUCAAAAGGCCAGCGCAAAGGCGCUGCUAGAAAGCAAACUGAAGUCUUUCAGCAUUGGCAAAAUGGCCAAGAGAACCCUCAGCAAGAAAGAGCAGGAUGAAAUCAAGAAGAAAGAGGAUGAACGUGCAGCGGCCGAGAUUUACGAGGAGUUCCUUGCUGCGUUUGAAGGCGGCGGCGAGGGGAAGAUCAAAGCAUUUGUCCGCGGUGGGAUCGCAAAUGCUACAAAAGAGGAGGCAGCAACAGACGAGAAAAGGGGUAAACUGUACAAACCCAAGUCACGGUUUGAGUACCAAACUAAAAGCAUCCUGCCUUUGGAAACCCCAACUCAAUUUGUACCAUUAGACAAGCGACACUCUAUCAAAAAGACCAAUGAAAAGGAAAAGAAGAAGAGCAACUUGGAGCUUUUCAAAGAAGAGCUUAAACAAAUCCAAGAGGAGAGGGACGAAAGGCACAAAAUGAAAGGACGAGUUAGUCGUUUUGAACCACUGGGUGGCACGGAGGGAAGACGUUCAUCGGAUGGGUUUUCGCGAAGAAACCGUCCAUCCAGUGUUUUAGACGACUGCGCGCCAGGUUCGCACGACGUUGGCGACCCCUCCACCACUAACUUGUAUCUGGGAAACAUCAAUCCGCAGAUGAACGAGGAGAUGUUGUGUCAAGAGUUUGGCCGCUACGGACCUUUGGCCAGCGUGAAGAUCAUGUGGCCCAGGACGGACGAGGAGAGGGCACGGGAGAGGAACUGUGGCUUUGUGGCCUUUAUGAACAGGAGGGAUGCCGAGCGGGCUCUUAAAAACCUUAACGGAAAGAUGAUCAUGAACUUUGAAAUGAAACUGGGAUGGGGUAAAGGCGUGCCUAUUCCACCCCAUCCCAUCUACAUCCCUCCGUCCAUGAUGGAGCACACUCUCCCGCCGCCUCCCUCUGGCCUUCCCUUCAACGCACAGCCCCGCGAGAGGCUCAAGAACCCCAAUGCCCCACUGGUCCCACCACCCAAAAACAAGGAGGAUUUUGAGAAGACUCUGUCGCAAGCCAUAGUCAAAGUGGUUAUCCCAACAGAAAGGAAUUUGCUCUCUCUAAUCCACCGAAUGAUCGAGUUUGUGGUGCGUGAAGGCCCCAUGUUUGAAGCUAUGAUAAUGAACAGGGAAAUAAACAACCCCAUGUACAGGUUUCUGUUUGAGAACCAGAGUCCAGCGCAUGUUUACUAUAGGUGGAAGCUCUACACAAUACUGCAGGGUGAAGCACCAGUUAAAUGGCGGACAGACGACUUUCGAAUGUUUAAAAACGGGUCGCUUUGGCGCCCGCCGCCACUCAAUCCAUACCUCCACGGUCCGUACGAUGACGGUGAUGAUGAGGAGGAAGAUGAGGACUCGCUCAAGAAAGGCAGCUUAAAAGAAGAUGAACGAGACAAGCUAGAGGAGAUGCUCCGCGGCUUGACGCCAAGGAGGGGCGACGUCGCUGAGGCCAUGUUGUUUUGUCUCACUCACGCCGAGGCUGCCGAGGAAAUCGUGGAAUGUGUCACGGAAUCUCUUUCAAUCCUCAAGACCCCUCUCCCCAAGAAGAUUGCACGGUUAUAUCUCGUGUCAGACGUACUAUACAACUCCUCUGCCAAAGUAGCCAAUGCUUCCUACUACAGAAAAUAUUUUGAAGUAAAACUCGGCCAGAUUUUUGCAGACCUUAACGCCACGUACAAAACCAUCCAAGGUCACCUUCAGAGUGAAAAUUUUAAGCAACGUGUGAUGUCCUGCUUCCGAGCGUGGGAGGACUGGGCCGUGUAUCCUGACCCCUUCCUAAUCAGAUUGCAGAACAUAUUUCUAGGUCUCGUGAACCUGGCACCCGAAAAGGAACCUGUAGGAGUACCUGUAGAGCCCGAGCCAACGGAGGACAUCGACGGCGCGCCAAUAGGGGAGUACGUAGACGGCUCGCCGAUCGAAGACAUGGAUGGGUUGCCAAUUGACGGGGGGCCCAUCGAUGGGAACGUAAUCGACGGAGCCCCCCUGGACGACCUGGACGGCGUUCCCAUUAGGACCAUGGAGGAGGAUAUCGACGGGGUACCUUUCGACCAAUCAAAGGAGGUCACUUUCAAGGUGGCGCCUUCAAAAUGGGAAGCGGUGGACGAGUCUGAGCUGGAGUCUCAAGCUGUAACCACCUCAAAAUGGGAAGCAUUUGAUCAACCCGAAGAGCCAAAAAGACAACAGUCGCUUGUACUGCAAUUUAACAGGCUUGUGCAUGCUCGAAGGUAUGCGGAGAACAGUGAUGACGAGAAGAGCCCCCGUUCGGCGACUGCCACUCCAAGUUAUUCUAAUCCCAUCAGGGAUGACGCGGACCUGAAGGCCAAACUGUCCGAAAUGAACGAGGAGAAGCGAACCAAGCUACGAGAGAUCGAGGUGAAAGUCAUGAAGUUCCAAGACGAGCUGGAAUCGGGAAAAAGGCCCAAGAAGCCUGGGCAGAGCUUUCAGGAGCAGGUGGAACAUUAUAGAGACAAACUAUUGCAGAAGGAGAAAGAAAAGGAGAAAUUGGAGCGGGAGAAAGAGCGAGAGAAGAAGGACAAGGAGAAAUCGGAUGCAAGGCUAAAAGACUUGAAGAAGGAAAAGGAAGACACGCCGACCAGGAAAGACAAGAAGCGGCGACACAGCAACUCUCCCAGCCCCACCCGUGGCAGUGGCAGCAGUAGCAGACGGGGCCGCUCACCGUCCCCUCGCUCAGAGAGGUCCGAGCGCUCAUUCUCAAAGGACACGUCGUCGCGCUCAUCCCACAAGGACUCGCCCCGAUCCGUGGUCAAAAAGACUUCAAAAAGAUCGCCGUCAUCACCUCGCACACCCAAGCGGUCACGACGGUCGCGCUCCCGUACUCCCAAAAAGUCGUCCAAGAAAUCCCGUUCCAAGUCUAGGUCCCCGCAUAGCCGGUCUCACAAAAAAUCCAAAAAGAGCAAACACUGA
Messenger RNA from Nerophis lumbriciformis (worm pipefish), 2955 nucleotides. Lineage: Eukaryota; Metazoa; Chordata; Actinopteri; Syngnathiformes; Syngnathidae. The record is from RefSeq and is a predicted model, not a curated record.